Molecule: messenger RNA, 795 nt
Organism: Laccaria bicolor S238N-H82
Lineage: Eukaryota; Fungi; Basidiomycota; Agaricomycetes; Agaricales; Hydnangiaceae
Exons: 4
Coding region: 1-795 (264 amino acids)
Source: RefSeq, a predicted model, not a curated record
AUGAUAGUUCCCACUGAGAAGUCCCAGCCUGAGCUCCCGCCGUACGACGAGGAUUCCACUAGAGAGUUCACUGAUUCGAAAAGUGGCCCACUUAGAAACAUCCACACAAGCACCUAUGGCAGUCCAGAGUACAGGCAAUUCAGCUCUGGGUUACCAUAUGCCGCACGCCCACUCCAGCCUGAUGCUGACGGCGUCGUAUCUGAGUCGUCAUCACUUUCGACGUCGUUUUCUCGACCUCUCCCAGGAACUCAACCUUACUCUUCGUUCGAUCCCAUAUUUUUAGUCUGUCGGGGACAAUACCUCUACAAAGGUUUCUUGCCGGUACCCCCGCCUUCUAGUGCCAUUCCCCAUCCAUUUAUAACACACGAUGUCAACGAAGGGGAUUGGUUGAAUUUCUUGGCUGAAAUACAAAGCGCUGCAACUUUGACGGAGAAGGAUUUGUCAAGGUCGCACCUUCCAAUAAUCUCCAUAAUUCCUAUCGUCAACUCUCUGAGUGCGUACGGCAUAAGAAAAUAUAUGAAGGGUCGCAAAGAGUCCUCCGUGGUCAAAGUGAUCGAUUUCUGGAACCAUCAUUUUUUCCGUCCCCGGAAGUUGGAGGUAAUUCUGACCAAAGGCCCGAUAAAACUCAGUGGAACACACGAUCAUCCCAUCGCCGAUUUGCACGUUCCCGAGACUUCUAGUACUCGUUCAAGUCUUUCGGACCGCAAAGAGGGCAAAUUGAAAGGGAAGGAGAAAGCAGGCACUGCUGAUGACCCAGAAGACAAUACAUACAGGCUUUUCGUCGUCUCAAUUUGA